UGGUGCUCAUCAAAUUUAAUCAUCUUUUUAAAAUAAAACCGGAGUCAGGCUAAGAUGAUAAUUUUAAAUUGAAGCAAGUUAUAAACGGUCCUCGGCGUCGACUGCGAAAGUCACUCUUGCGAAGAUGGCACAACACAUAGGCACUCUCUUGGCUGUUCUUAGCGUUGUUGUAGUUUCGUCAACUGCAGUUAAAUGUCCUGGGACAGCCACAUACACAUUAUCGUGGAAAGCUACUUGGACCCAAGCAAAUCAUCCGAAUACAGCCCUUCCAAGCAGUGCACACUUUUCUCCUUUAAUAGGUUGCUCUCACAGUGCGGACUACAUCAUGUGGCGAAGAGGACAGAAAGCUUCUUCUGGCGUUAAAUUGGUCGCUGAAAGAGGUUAGAAAAUGAACUUUUAAAUUGGUUGUUUUUUAGCCAUUGAACAAAAAUCCCUUUUUCCACAAAUUAAACAACAAAAUAAAACUUCUUGGCGACGAAAAAUUUAAAACGCUUCGACUUCCGUGAUCGGCCGACCAGAGAAUGGAAAUGUUGUUCGUUCAAUGAAAUUUUGUAUGAUCUUACUUCGUUCGUUUGAACGAUGCGGAUUUUUUUUCUCUACAUUUUAGCUUUAGUCAGUUGUAAACUUCUCAUCUGUAAGCGCAUUUCCAGAAAUAAUUACUUUGUCAAAAGUCUCGAUCGUCUACAAAUAUUGGGAAUAAAAAUUUACAAAUCAUGACGUUAAGGGCGUUACAGAAUAUUUGACAAUUAUUCGCCUCAGGCUCGGUGAACGUUUUUUAGUAAUCUCCGAGACGGAUCCAAGGGUAUUAGUCAACAAUAUAUAUAGAUAUAUAUAUAUUCAUUGAGUCUAAGGCAGAUAAUUGUUUCAGUAUAAUUGUUCAGGUGCUUUCAAAUUCUGUUUUAAAAAUCGUUUUGUUUUUGAGACCAUUCUAUUAAAAUUGUUACGAUUACUCGUAUCGAGUUAAGCAGCCAGUUUCCACUAGAAUUUAACAGGUUACUCGAUUAAAUCAGCAAAAACUUCAUAUCUUUCUUUUGAAAAGUUUUAAUCCAAACUGAAUAGCAUCUUUUGGCUCUUUAGCGUUGUAUUUUCGUCCAUGGCGUUCAUCACUUUUUUUUGUGUACCAUUGACAAAAUGCGAGGCAGCCAAUUUGAAAUUUAGCACCCCAGCUGCAAUCGUCUCGCGCGAGAUGAUUAUGGCGAGAUAUGGCGCAAUUCUCAACCAAUCAGAGCGCACACAUCUCUAUUAUUACCGGAGCACUAAAUCAAUUUAACUUCUUGCUUUCUGGUGAUGUUAAUCAGAACUGCGAGUGUAACCUCUCUGUCAUGACUUGACCAUUAUGCCUGUGUCAGGAGAGAAUCAUGGCAAGAGACAGUGAGGGAGAGUUGAUUUUUCUCUCUUAAACUGGCGGUGAAAUGUCACAGGAAAGUAGCGGCACCUUACCUGAAGAAAAAUACCAUUGGAAUUAACGCCUGUUGGCUGAUUCAAUAUUAAGGAGCCUCACAACACCAAAAAGUGAAUGAAGAUGAUAUUCGACGGAUGAUCAAAAAAGAUUUGAAAUAUUGUGACGUUUUUCAUAGGUCAAACUGGAACCCUUAAAGGCGAAAUAGAGUCUCAAAUCUCUGGGGGAAAAGCCUUGCAGCUCAUUCUGCCCGCGGGACCUGGGCUUGAUGCAGUGGAUGAACUGACCAGUAUUCAAGUCAAGGUUACCUCCAACUUUUCAAGGGUGUCUCUGAUCAGUAUGCUCGCUCCAUCCCCCGAUUGGUUCGUAGGAAUUGACAGCCAUGAUCUCUGUGACAAUGGCCAGUGGCGAGAGACCUGGAACGUGACCAUGUUACCACCGUAUGAUUCAGGCACAGAUAGCGGGCUUCAGUUUAACAGCGUCAAUCAAGCGACAGUGCCAUUCGUAGACAUUUUCCGGAUCACUAACACCAUGGAGGGUGCAUUUAAAGCCACAAAUCCCAUCGUAAGCCUGGGAGAAUUCCGAUUUAAAGGGCUUAACCUCACGCAAAGCCAAAUGUAUAAACCAACUAGUACCAUGACUACGAAACUCUCACAAACCACAACGGCGCUGUACGACUCAGCCAGCAAAGAUUCGGUUGGCUUGUUGCUCUUUAUAGGCGCUCGUUUCAUACUGGCUUGGCUGUUUUGAGUUAAAAACUAAGCAUAGAGACUACAUAGAAACCCAGGGUGUACCAGAUGCUACACAGGGUAACGAUAUCCUAGGAGUAUAUUAGGGGUGUACCAGAUGUCAUAGUGAGAAGCUGACGUAUCUCAUGGGUGAACUAGAUGUUGCACAAGGAAACUUUAUCCCAGGGAUGAACAAGCUGUUAGUUGUCCAAAUCCUAUUUACGUAACCCAUAUGGUCCUAGCUGACUAUCUGCAUUAAAAACGUU
This is a messenger RNA of Pocillopora meandrina, 2393 nucleotides long. Lineage: Eukaryota; Metazoa; Cnidaria; Anthozoa; Scleractinia; Pocilloporidae. The record is from the annotation of a GenBank genome assembly.